AUGCUCUCGGCCGGCGUCCAGCAAGGGGCGCUCGAUUUCCGGGGGUCGUCCCUCGACCAGAAGACAUCGCUCGUCCUGAGCACCGAGACCUCGGCCACCAUCAAGGCCUCUGACACGCCGCUCUCCUUCACCCUCGAGGCCUGGGUGUGGCCCGCGCAGGCCAAUCUCCGCCGACCACAGCCCCUGUUCGCCCGCUACCCGCGCACCCAGCCCAUCCAGGGCCACUCCCGCGCCGAGUUCCUGCUCCAGCUGCAGGCCAACGGCAAUCUCAAUCUCUUCUUCGGCGGCGGCUCGGCCAACAAGGACCGCCUGGCGCUCAAUCUCGACUGCGGUUUCAACGUCGUGCCCGCCGGCCGCUGGACCCACGUCGCCCUGAGCGUGGCCACCACCCCGGGACUGGUCAACCCGCGCGAGGCCCGGGUCUACCUCAACGGUCACCUCGCCUGCGAGUGGCCCGGCACCGAGGCCGCCAACACCACCUUUGGCGGCACCCGGCAGAUCAUGCACGACCAGCCCUUCGUCUUCUCGAAGUACGAGCUGGCCGACUGCGACGGCCCCGAGCGCCUGCAGACCUUCCACGGCCGCAUGGACGAGCUGCGCGUGUGGGCCGGCGUGCGCACCCCGGCCGAGAUCCUGGCCGCCUACGACGCCACCGACCUGUCGUCGACCACGACCACCACCCCCUACGCCGAGGCUCGCGCUAGUAGUCUGGUGGGCCUGUUCCACCUGGACCGCGAGUCAAGAGGCGAGGGGGAGGAUGAGUCGUACGUGGCGCUCGAUUCUUCCCCGACCGGCGCCAACGCCGCGUUCGAGGGCGAGAUCGAGGGCCAGGCUCCGGUGUGGGUGCCCUCGUCGGCCCCUCUGGUGCUGCGAGUGGAGGCGACCAACUUCUUGCUGGCGCACCUCACCCUCUUCAUCUACUCGGCCCACCCGAACGACACGUUCGCGGCGCAGAUCGACGUGUCGGCGCUCAACCCGAUCGAGUCCAUCUACCGCGACGGCGGCGCGGCCGUCCUGGUGAACCAGGGCAACGUCAUCACCGUCGCCGAAGGCUCACAGUUCCCUGUGGCCUAUUUCCUGACCUCAUCGCCGGUGAGUUACACUGCAACGGUGCGCUACCGUGCGGUGUCGUACGACGCGAGAGCUGAGAGUGCGCUGGUGGCUUCGGAGUGGGCCGAGAUCGUGGUGCGGGUGGAGGUGACCGGGUGCGACGGCCAGGGCGGCGAGAUGGACUGGUGCGGCGUGUGCGAGGGGGACGGUCGGUGCGAGCCGUACGGGUGCGACGGCGAGGGCAGCCGACUCGACGUGUGCGGCGUGUGCGACGGCUACGGCGAGUCGUGCCGGUGCUCGCUGGCCAACUGGCGCGGCUACGAGACCGAGGAGCUGGACAAGAGCGUGCUGUUCUACGACCUAGCUCACCUGAACGAGGCCAUGGAGGCCAUGAAGGGUGUGGUGGACGAUGUCACCUCGCUCCUGCUGGAGAGCGACGACCGCCGGAUCAGCUGCGCCAACGUGACCACGGCCCUGGCCAACGUCAAGCGGCUCCAGGCCAAGACCUACAUCUACAACACCCUCUUCCUCGAGCCCUUCCUGGAGCUGCUCAGCUAA
Messenger RNA from Acanthamoeba castellanii str. Neff, 1608 nucleotides. RefSeq lists its product as uncharacterized. The transcript is spliced from 3 exons. The coding region runs from base 1 to 1608 and encodes 535 amino acids. Lineage: Eukaryota; Discosea; Longamoebia; Acanthamoebidae. The record is from RefSeq and is a predicted model, not a curated record.